CGGCUGUUUUAUGUUUACCUCUUCACAAACGUAAACAUUUUAAUAUUAGCGUUCCUCAAUUCGGUUAAAAGAAAAUAGGUUACAAUCUACAAAAGGAACAAAUAUUUAUUAAAGAUUAUUUACUACAAUAAAUAUACGCUUAUCUAACUAGUGUUUUUUGCACAAUUUUAGCUAUAUAAUUUAGACACAUCGCGUAAACGUUGUUACAAGAAUUAGAAACAGACAACACCAGAAGAAUGUCUAAAUCGUCUAAACAUUCUAAAAAAUCGAGCUCUUUUGAAGAGGAAACUAAUUUAAUACAUUUUUCAUUUUGCGACCACAAGUCUGUCUUUCGGCAUUUGCUGCAAGGCGAUGAUAAACACUCCGCCCCCAUUGUAGAGGAUGAGACCGAUUUUUGGAAAUUUGUCAAUAAAUAUGAAAGUAUGUUACGCAGCGUGGGUCAACCAAUACUCGGUAAUCCUUUAUCAGACGCUGACUUGAGUAAACCAGAAUCAUAUCACAAACUCAAAUAUAUACCCUUACAAUUGGAACGCGGCAAUGACUCCGAACAACUAAGACGUGGAUGUUACAAUAAUGAUGAACGAAUAUUCACAAAACUAAAAGCGCGACAGUUCAAAGAAAUUGUGCUCAUCUAUCUGGAUUUUAAGCAAAAGGAAAAAUUUACGAAAAUCAAGAAAUUACGCAAAGCACAAAGAUCCCUACCCAUCGCAAAUUUUAAGCAAAAAAUACAAGAUGAGCUCAAUGAAACACGCGUACUGAUUAUAGCUGGGGACACCGGUUGCGGAAAGUCUACACAAGUGCCACAGUAUUUAUAUGAAUUUGGUUAUCGUAGCAUAGCGUGUACGCAACCGCGGCGCUUAGCUUGUGUUUCACUCUCUAAACGGGUUGCGCAUGAGAUGCUUGACGAAUAUGGCUCAAAAGUUGGAUUUCAAAUAAGGUUUGAAAAAAAUAAAACAAAAAAUACAAAUAUACUCUUCAUCACUGAAGGUCUACUGUUAAGACAAUUGGCAGUGGAGGCUAAUUUAGAGCAGUACGAUGUGCUUAUAUUGGAUGAGAUACACGAACGUAAUCUCUUCGGUGACUUCUUGUUGGGUGUCACCAAAUGCUUGUUACAUGCCAAGCCAGAUUUAAGGCUGAUACUUAUGUCAGCCACUAUAAACGUAGAAUUAUUUCAUAAUUACUUUAAAAAUGAGGGAGCUGCACUCAUUGAGGUGCCAGGCAGAUUAUAUCCGAUUAAAACUAUCUUCAAGCCACCACCAAGUUUGGAACUGAAAGGCGGAGCAGGCGGCAGCAAAACUGCUAAAAGCACAAAUCGCUUAAAUCCAGCACCUUACAUACAAGUGUUAAGUUUGAUUGAUCAAAAAUACCCAACAACUGAACGCGGGGAUGUCUUAAUAUUUGUUAGCGGUGUAAACGAAAUCACAACAGUUUGCGAUGCCGCCAAGGAAUAUGCUGAGAAAAACUCACAUUGGAUCAUAUUACCGUUGCACAGUGGCUUAGCGCUGGCUGAUCAAGACAAAGUAUUCGACUACGCACCAGAAGGCAUGCGCAAAUGUAUAGUAUCCACAAACAUUGCAGAAACUUCACUUACCGUUGAUGGAGUACGUUUCGUCAUCGAUUCUGGGAAAGUGAAGGAAAUGAGUUAUGAUUCGAGUUGUAAAGGUCAACGCUUAAAAGAGUUUUGGGUUUCGAAAUCCUCCGCCGAGCAACGUAAAGGUCGUGCUGGACGUACAGGUCCGGGCACUUGCUUUCGCCUCUUCUCAGAGAAGCAAUAUGCUACUUUCGAGGCAUAUCCAACGCCAGAAAUAUUCCGUGUUCCUUUGGAAACGAUACUUUUGCAAAUGAUCUCAAUGGGUUUGCCCAAUGUGCGUUCGUUCCCAUUUAUUGAGUCGCCCGAAGAAGAAUGCAUUGAACAAGCCAUUUGGUCUCUCAAGCAGCAUAACGCACUUGCCGUGGAUGAAAGAAUCACACCACUUGGCAAGUCACUCUCCAAUUUACCGGUUGAGAUUACAAUCGGCAAAAUGUUGCUUAUGGGUUGUGUUUUUCCCGAUGUUGAAAAGAUAUUAACGCUGGCAGCAAUCAUGAGCGUACAGAAUCCGUUCACAAAUCGCGCCUAUACGGAUCGCAAGUGUGAGCAAGAACGUGAGCCCUUACAGUCUGAUCAAGGUGAUGUGUUUACCUUAUUGCGUGCUUAUCAUGAGUGGCUACAAUUGAAAUGGCAUAAUGAGAACACCAGAAAAUGGUGUCAUAAACUUGGCAUUGAGGAACAACGCUUUUAUGAAAUCACCAAAUUGCGCCACCAAUUCCAAAAUAUACUCGAAAGUUGUAACAUGACCUGUAAAAAUGCGGAUGGCGCACCACUGAGCAGCGCUGAACGUGCGCGCCGUCAUGGCGAAGUGCGCCAACUGAAAGCGAUCAAACGCAAACAGAAAUAUCAAGAGCCGCGCAAACGCAAAGUGCUCAAACACAGCAGUUACGGUGCAGGCGCUGAUGAGUACGAUGACGCUGCCGCAGGUGAUGACAUACGCGAUGUGGACUUUCGUCUGCAACACGAUGCCGGCAAAUUGGAGGUGCUCUUAAACUCCGCCAAAGGCGACAAACUGCGCGAUGUGUUGCUGCUCAAGCUAAUCAUAGUCAGCGGUUUCUAUCCGCAAAUUGCGAUCGCUGACGAGUUCAACUACUGCAAAAGUGGCAGUCAACAAUUCUUUCACACGUUUCUAAAGCCCUUCAUAUCCAUACAUCCGAACGCGUAUUUUGCCAAAUAUUUUGAUGUGCUCAAAUUGAACGAUAGCGACAUAUUGGACAAACCGAACUACUACACGCCGAAGCAGUUGCUAAGCACGCGACAUCAGGUGUUGUGCUAUCAAAAUUUGCUGGAGACCGCAAAACCCUAUUUGAUGAAUUGCAUACGAAUGCCAGCCGCGCAGACUCUACUGCUGUUCUCCUAUUCGGUGGACACCAAUGCAUCCGUUACACGCAUAGUAUGUGAUUCGUGGCUGUGCCUGGAGUUCCCCGUGCCGGAGACGGGCUGUGAGCUGCUGUGCCGUGCCAUUAAGUUGCGUCGUUUGUGGGCCAAACUGUUGUCACAAAAACUGACCGAUUUGGUCAACAAUGUGGAGAGCCAAAGUGUUAAGAAGGCGAAACACGCCAAAGAUGAAGAGUCCGAACUCUGGGAGUCACUCAUCGACUUCAUAAGCGCUAAUGUGAGCUAUACGAUAAAACGCUUGCUGCCCGCCGAUUUGAAAUCGCUUUAUACGCACGAAAAACUCAGCAAUUUUGAAGCUUUCGACGACGUCAAUCCGUUUGCUGCCGACUAUGCGGUGAGCCAUAACGAAGAGAAAGGUGGCAUAAACGUGCUGGAAAAUGUGGUUUAUGGUUGUCUUCAAGAAGUGCAAUGGACGCUGGCAAUGGAGGCGGAAAUGCGUCAACACGCAUGGCUUUGCAAAUUAUGCAACACAGAGCUGGCGUUGGACACCAUAGAGAAAUUGUUGCACAAAACAACUUGCCGCGCCACCAGUAUAUCCACAACAGCUAAAAGCGAAACCGCUUCACCAACGCUGCCCAGCACAUCAGCGUCAGGCAAGCGUAGCGCUUACUGCUGCGAGUUUUGCCAAAAGGAGUUGAGAAAUAUGAGUAAAAUUGACAUUUUAAAACACAAAAAAUAUUGCAAUAAAACUGAUGCGGCGAAAUGAAAUACAAAUAAUACAAAAAACUAACGAAAAUGUUAACUUUGACUACACCCUAGCUAUAAUAUCGUUCACAGCUACAUAACUUAUAGCAUGAAUGGAUCUUGACUUUACUUAAUCAGCUUGUAUGACAGCUAUAUGCUGUAGUGGUCCGAUCUGAAUAAUAUAUUCAGAUAUAUAUUAUAUAUAUAUUCAAGAUAUUUAAUUGGCUUGAAGAAUAAUCUAUGCCAAAUUUCGGGAAGAUAUUUUAUCAUAUAAAAAAUGUUCCAUACAAAGACUUGAUUUUGAUCGAUCACUGAGAGAAUGAGAAGUUCUUGCGAGGAAAAAAACGUUUGCAAAAUUGCAGAUCGAUAUCGCAUUAACUGAGUGAUUAGCGCGCACAUAUGCAGAAAAGCAGUCGGACAUAGGUGAUUGGACUCAGUUCGUCAUACGCUGAUCACUUGACUAUAUGCAUACAUUACAGGGUCUCCAAGGUUUCUUUUGGUAUAAUAAAACAAUACUUGUUAUUUUUUUUGUAUGCCCAAUUUUUGUUGUUUGGUUGUUAUUAUUAAUGUACAUAAUAUGGCCAGCUAAUACAUAUACACAUAUAUAUAGUUGUAAGUCUAGGCGCGGCCAGUCGCUUUUUAACACUUAACCGUUAAACUAAUUACAAUAAUUAAAAUAAUUUACAUACAUGAA
This is a messenger RNA of Bactrocera oleae (olive fruit fly), 4364 nucleotides long. RefSeq names its product probable ATP-dependent RNA helicase DHX34. The record is from RefSeq and is a predicted model, not a curated record. Gene Ontology annotation, molecular function: ATP binding; RNA binding; helicase activity. NCBI's taxonomy places the organism in Eukaryota, Metazoa, Arthropoda, Insecta, Diptera, Tephritidae. Gene Ontology annotation, cellular component: intracellular anatomical structure. Gene Ontology annotation, biological process: nuclear-transcribed mRNA catabolic process, nonsense-mediated decay.